This is a messenger RNA of Rotaria sp. Silwood1, 3519 nucleotides long. The record is from the annotation of a GenBank genome assembly. NCBI's taxonomy places the organism in Eukaryota, Metazoa, Rotifera, Eurotatoria, Philodinida, Philodinidae.
AUGUUUUUUUUUGCAUGUGAUUUCCUUCUUGAUGGAUUUUUUUCAUCGAAUGAAGAUAUUCUUGUUCCAGUAAAACAAUCUCCAUCACAUACUUAUCUUUCAUUAAUUUCAUCAACACAAGCUUUUUUAACAAAUUCUAAACAUAUUGAAGCAUUUCUUCCUAUACCUCUUGUUCCUUUUACUAUUGGAAAACAUAAUUUUUUUAAAGUUUUAAAAGAACAUCAAUGGAUUGAAGAAAUUGAUAAUGAAACAAUUUUAUUUAAAAUUCAUCAAUCGAUUUUUUUAUUGAAUGAAUUUAUUGAAUUACUUCAUUGGUUAUGUAAAUAUGAUAUAGAUAAUAAUGAUAAAUCUUAUAUAGAGCGUGUUCUUUCAAAAAUCCAUUAUCGUGAAACUCAUCAAUCAUGUAUUAUUAAAUUAGAAAAUAUUACAUUUUAUCAUACUUUAAAUAUAUGUUCUCUUCCAUUGCCAUCCAAUGUAUUACCAUCGAAUAUAGUUGGUCAUAUAUCUCGUGAAAAUUUACAAACACGAUUAUCAUUAUCAGCAAUAUCACCAAAGAAUUUAGUUGAAUAUUAUUUCAAUGAAAAUCAACAACAACUUUUUCAUAAUGAAAAUACAUCUAAAAUUCUUCUUAGUUUUAUUUGUCAAUAUUGGAAUCAAUUUAAUGAUAUUGAAAUAAAUAAAAUAAAAAAUAGUUUAUCUCAUAUGAAAUGUAUUCCAACAAGUCAAGGUAUGAAAUCACCGAAUGAAUCAUAUAUUCGAUCAUUAAAUUUAUCUCCUGAUUUACCUAUAAUUACACUUUAUAUUCCAUCACUUGAGAAAUCUAAUAACCAAGAAGAAAAACAAGAAUCAAUAGAUUAUUCAGUAUCUAUUGAUUUUCUUAGAUCAAUCGGUUGUCGAACAAUUUUUAUAUCAACAUUAACAAAUACUUGUCAUAUUGAAUCAAAUAUUUCAACAAACAAUUCACAAAUACUUGAACAUUUUAUUCAAGAUUUAUUAAAACAACGUAAACAUAUGAGUGACAAUGAUUUUCAUGCAUUAAAACAUAAUCAAUCUAUUACAGGAACAACGUUAAAGUCGAAUAAUGAAAUGAAACAUAAAUAUAAACCAAGUGAUCUUCAUUUUCCAUCAGUAGCAAUUCGUCUUCAAUGGAACGAAUUACCCAUAAUUGAUUGGAUAGAUAUUGAUCCAUAUUCACAAGAAUAUUCUUUUCUUAGAGAACUUGGUAUAAGAGAAGUACCAGAUUUAUAUGAAUUAUUGAAUCGAAUUGAUCAAGAACAUCAAUAUGGAUCAAAAAAAAUAUCCAAUUAUCAAUUACCAAAAUCACUUAUAUUUUUUGCAGAAAAUUUUCAAGAACAUUAUUCCAAAGUAUGGAAAAAGUCAGAUAUUGAAAAAUUUUUUCUUCCAUCAUCUACUUAUUAUGUCAAUCAUUCAACAAAAGUUAUAUUAAGAACACCUGAAAUUAUUUUUCAAGAACCAAAUCCAAUAUUUCCAUGUUUGCUUCCUGAUGUACUUCGAUAUUUUUCACAAUAUUUUAAUAUUAGUUUACUUGGUGUUGAAAAAAAUCCUUCCUUACCCAUAGCUUUUAAUAUACUAAUGAAAAAAAGAAAUCAAUUAUUAACGUAUCAAACUGCUGCAAUAUAUUUUGCUUAUUUUAAUACGUUAGAUGGUCUGAAUACAACAUUUAUUCAAAAUAUUUCAAAUAUUUCAUUUAUUCCUCUAUCAGAAAACAAUAUCUAUUGUAAACCAUCACAAGUAUUUAUUCGUUCAAAAAGUUCAACAACCGAUAAAAUAUCUCAAGAUAAUAAUAAUAAUAAUAAUGUAUUCGAUGAUGAAAUAGCACGUGGUCUUAUUGAUUAUAUAGAUUAUAGUGAUGAGGCUAAUUCAUUUCUUCUUAAUAUUGGAGUUCGUCACUUUCCAUCAGCAGAAAAUCUUGCUGAUUUACUUAUUGAUCGACAAGAAAUAUAUUUUAAGCGAAAUGAAGAUACGAGCGAUCAAGUUCUAUCAGCUAAAGUACGUUUUUAUACAAAUUGUUUAAUGCAAUUAUCGAUUGUAUCAAAUACAACACAACAAUUAUAUGUUGAACCAUUACAUAGUCGUUUAAUUAAUAAACCAUGGUGUUUAGCUUAUCAAAUUCCGGAAGGAUCCAAUGGAAUUAAAUAUCAAGAAUUUAAAAUUACGAAACCAAGUGAUAUUUAUUUAGAUGAUGAUAAUCAAUAUGCUAUUAAACUUCGACCAUUAUGUGCACCUGAAGAAAAGCAAUUAAUUCAAUUAUAUAAAAAAUUUGGUGCAAAAUGGAUAUCCGAUUGUGUUGAACGAACUUUAAUAAAUCUAGGAAAAAAAAUUAUAACGGAUAGAAGUAAAGAAUUACAUAAUCGAAUUCUUCAUCGUUUAGAUAUGUUAUUUGUUAAUAAUAGAGGAGAAUUUCUGGAACAAACUGAUUUAAAACGUUUGGAGUUAUUACGAAAGCAACUCUCUGUUUAUGAAACUGAAGAUAUUCUGUGGCAAUUAAAAUUACAAAAUAAAACAAUCACAUUAAAUCCUAUAGAAUAUAGUUCAUGUGCACUUGAACAUAAAGAAACUAAAGUAUAUUUAUACAUUCACAAAGAUAUUUCUACUCUUGAUUACAUUGAUAUUGCUACUGAAUUAAUGAGAUUUGUCUGUAAAAAAUCAGUAGAUACAUUAGUUCAUUCAAUCAGUGAUAAACUUACUUCACCAUUAGAAACACUUAAACGACGGGGAAUACCUGUUGAUCGAUUAUUGAAAAGUCCAGAACAACAACCGGUUAAGUUAUUAUUACAAGCUGAGAAAACAAAAUCAAAUAUUGCACAUACAGUUGAAAUAAAUCGUAUUGAUCAUUUUGGACGGUAUAAAUCAGAAGAUGAUGCUGCUAUAAACACAAUGAUUCGAGCAAGUCGAUCAUAUUCUCAACAAGAAUUCAAUCAACAAGAACAUUUAAUAAAUGAAAAUAAUACAUCAUGUGAAUGUGUUCCGGCUGCAAAUAUGAUUCGUUAUGAUAAACUUCUUCAUGAAAUUCCUCUUUAUAUUGAUCAAAAUCUAAAAUUAACAAGUGUUUUGAUUCAACAAGCUACACAUCUUGCUUGGUUAUUAUCUGGUCUUGCAAAACAAGUAUUUAAUAUACCUGUAGAAACAAUGCAUUUAUUUCGUGAUAUUGAUAGUGUUAUAAAGAUUUUAUAUAAUCAAAGUCAAGGUGUAUCAUUUUUUUUUGUUUUAGCUCGUAUUGCUUUCAACAGUAAUGGCGCAUUAUUUUUCAAUCUCCGUUAUUUUGAACAAGUCUUUUUCGAUGAUCUAAAAUCUUAUCUGAAAAAUUCUAAAUUAUCAUCAUCAUCAACUCCUAUUGUUCGUACAAUCAUUAAUUUUUAUUUUAUGGUUACUUGUCAUGAGUUAUCACAUAAUAUUGAUUUAAAUCAUGAUUUAAAUUUUAUAAAGCGUUUUGAAAAGAUUUCUGUUCGAUUUAUGGAUGCAAAAGAUGUAUUUCUAUCCAAGUUCUCUUUUCAAUAA